GCUCCUCCCAUGCUGAGCUGGAGCAUGAAGAGUCUGCUGCUUUACACUAAACUGCGAAUCAGACAGAAAAGCAAAUAGGAAAAGUACUUAUAAUACUUUAAAUAACUGCUUAUUGUUGUUUUUUCACACCAUGGUGAAACAGCGACGCAUCAGAGCGCACUCCUGUUGCACAGCUGUUGCACCGUUUUGUUGCAGCAGAGGACCACUGCAGACUCUGACAGAACCUGCCAUCUUUGCCAGAGAGACCAGCUGUGAAUGUCGCGCCCCUCACGAGAAACUCACCAUCGCUCAGGCUCGCAGAGGCACUCCAGUGGACCGACCCGUCAGAGUCUACGCAGAUGGCAUCUUUGACCUGUUCCACUCCGGCCACGCUCGUGCUCUCAUGCAGGCCAAGAACCUCUUCCCCAACACCUACCUCAUAGUAGGAGUGUGCAGUGAUGAGCUGACCCAUAAAUACAAAGGUUUCACAGUCAUGACGGAGACUGAACGUUAUGAAGCACUACGACACUGCCGCUAUGUCGACGAGAUUCUGAGAGACGCACCCUGGACUCUGACGCCGGAGUUCCUGGAGACACACAAAAUCGAUUUUGUGGCUCACGAUGAUAUCCCAUACUCCUCAGCAGGAAGUGAGGAUGUCUAUAAACACAUCAAGGAGGCAGGGAUGUUUGUGCCCACACAGCGGACGGAAGGAAUCUCAACAUCCGACUUAAUUACUAGAAUUGUCAGAGACUAUGACGUCUACGCUCGACGCAACCUCCAACGUGGCUACACGGCCAAGGAGCUGAACGUCAGCUACAUCAACGAGAAGAAGUACCGGCUGCAGAACCAGGUGGACCGCAUGAAGGAGAAGGUUCGCACGGUGGAGGAGAAGAGUAAACAUUUUGUUUACCGCGUGGAGGAAAAGAGCGCUGACCUCAUUCAGAAAUGGGAGGAGAAAUCCAGAGAGUUUAUCGGCAACUUUUUAGAGCUGUUUGGACCUGACGGCACCUGGAAACAGGUGUUUCAGGAGCGCAGUGGAAGGAUGCUCUCCUACGCUCUCUCCCCCCGAGAGUCGCCCUGCAACAGUCCUCCCCGCGAACUCUCCCCCCUGCGCUCCCCUUCACCCCCGUCUCCCCCCGCUCGCUGGCACAAUGCACGGCCCUCGCCCCCGACCUCCCCCAAAGGAGCCUCUGCCUCUAUGAGCAGCAUGAGUGAAGGUGACGAAGAUGAGAAGUAGACAGACUCUUGGACUCACACAUCUACACACACAUCUACACACACACACACACACACACACAUCUACACACACUUCACUCACUGCCUGAGAUCUGCUCACACACACACAAACACACAAAUACUCCUUUAAAAAUUACGUAAACACUGAAACAGUUUUCCACAGAGUCUCAGAAAGACUCAAGACUCAGCUGCUAAACGCAAGGGAGAGGAGGAUCAUGGGAAAUGAAGUUCUGUGCCGCAGAGCUAAGAAGCCAUCACUGUCUCUGUUUUCUGGACAGAAGAACGACAAAGAAAGAGGAAAACACAUGUGGGUACACAGUGUCACAUAUCAUUAGACUUCCCAGAAUGCUUUGCAGCAUUAUCAGGAGGAUUUUCUCUUGGACUGUCCAGCACUGACAGAGACUGUCCUACAGCCUGCUCGUGUCAUCCUUCUGUGUUCGUCCUCUUCUUCUUAUUUGCCAGGUUGUUUUUAUCCACCGUGUCCACUCCGUGUACAAAGACACAAAGUCACACAAAAACAUGCGACAGCCGGUUCAUCACGUGAAUGAGCAGGAAGUGGACUCGCUUAUCUUGUGCUUGUUGAACCCAGAGCUGGACAUGACAGAAAAGACACUGCUCACACUCGUUUAACUGAGAUGAAUUGUUGUGCAACCUCUUGGCACUGGAUCACGUUGUUAGCGCAGUUUUAGCCAAAAUGAUUGACAAGAAAUAUAAAAAGCAGUGAACCACAGUCUUUGAUCCACUGGUUCCCCUGCUACAGUUCUCAUCAUGUAACCACUAAAACGGAUUAAAACUAAUCCCCAAGAAAACUAUGAAAUUAAAAAAUACCUGGGGAGACAUCAGGGGGAGUAGGACCAUUAGGUUUUUGGCUUCAUUGAAUCUGUGACAUGCCUGUUGGAUAGCUCCAAAAACUUGAUUGUGAUUAUUAGCUUCUUGAAUGUAAACUGAGUCUUUAAGGACCGCCCUGAUUUCUGGUUAAAUGCCACACAAGAACACAGAUCCUUCACCUUUCAGUAGGCCACACAAAUAUCACACCUCACUGUGGGUUUCCAUCACAAAGCCAUGUCAUCUUCGACACGUGUUCAUGUUUUAUCGAUCCAUGUGGAGUCAAAUCUCUCGCUCUCUGGACUAUGAUGUCAGCUGUUAUCAAACCCGACAAACUUGGAGAUCAAGCCUUCCUCUAGGACUCUCAUGAUACUUGAAAUACUAAAUAAUACGCUAGCUGAUGCCCUUCAGAUGUACUGUCAGGUCCUCAUAAGCUGGAACAUCUCUAUCAUGUUUUAUUUGCUGUUGUUGGAAAUGUAUGUAAGAAUAACUUGAGUUCUCAGGCUGCAGCAGGCCUCUCUUCCACCCUAACAAUACAAUAAAACCCCAAUGCAAUGUAGAGACCUUAA
Notolabrus celidotus (New Zealand spotty) is the source of this 2609-nucleotide messenger RNA. It is a transcript of the gene pcyt1ba, whose product is annotated as phosphate cytidylyltransferase 1, choline, beta a. The record is from RefSeq and is a predicted model, not a curated record. Gene Ontology annotation, biological process: CDP-choline pathway. The transcript has 8 exons. Bases 131 to 1216 code for a protein of 361 amino acids. Gene Ontology annotation, molecular function: phosphatidylcholine binding; choline-phosphate cytidylyltransferase activity. NCBI's taxonomy places the organism in Eukaryota, Metazoa, Chordata, Actinopteri, Labriformes, Labridae.